Cladophialophora psammophila CBS 110553 is the source of this 2088-nucleotide messenger RNA. RefSeq lists its product as uncharacterized. The transcript has a single exon. NCBI's taxonomy places the organism in Eukaryota, Fungi, Ascomycota, Eurotiomycetes, Chaetothyriales, Herpotrichiellaceae. The coding region runs from base 1 to 2088 and encodes 695 amino acids. The record is from RefSeq and is a predicted model, not a curated record.
AUGCACCUGUUGACCGAGACAGCAAUUAGUGACAGCAGAGAAUUCGAGGUGCUGUCAUUUGAGGAGGUGGAGCAGCUGAAAAAAGAGAGGGCCUUCUUGAGAGGGAAAAUUGACACAACGAGAAGGAAGCUGGCGCUGGAAAGCAAACUGCGAGAUGCCGCCCAGUCCCUCAAUCGUCUAUAUUCGGUUCGCGAAUCCCCAGACGCGGCAGCUUCACCCAAAAAAUCGCGACGCAGCAUCCUUGGGAGCAGACGUGGUGGCGACGAGGCGGUCCACCGUGCCGACGAUGAAUACGCUGCAAGUAUGAAAAAGGUGGACGAACUCUCGCGCGAGCUAUCCCAGCUGGAAAAUCGGCUUCAACAUAUCGAUAGACGCGUUCUGCAGCACACAGCUGGUAUUCUGCAGAUGACACACAGAGGUCUGAAGAAGAAUAUUCGCAGGAAUGAGCUGCCCCGAAGUCCAGAAAGUAUGACUAGUCAGCCGAACGGGCGAGGUUCUGCACUGGAUGCUAGGGAUGAUUUUGAUGAACGGAGUCUCUACCAGGUCCCAGACUAUGUCACAGAAUUUGGACAGAUUCCGCACAGAUUGAACAAGAGCAGAGCUGGAUCCCGGGCUAUUGACGGUGUUGUGAGCCGCCUGCAAGAACUGAAUCACCGCCUACAUCUGAUGAUCACCCAAGCGAGUUUGCAGGAACAUUUCGAUCCACCUCCUCAGCCUACCGACGACCACAUGACAGGGGGCGUGGAUGCACAAAUCCAAGCAUACCUUGGAUACAUGUCGCAGGGCUUGGACGCGAUGGAAGCUGCCCAAGCUCGAUCUAAUGCAGCUGUUCAGCAGUCAAUCUUUGAUACCGAAGAACAACUUGAGGAUGUCAAUCUCCGACUACAUGACAUGCUGGAAAGGACAAACUCUGUCGGUCAUAGCCCUGUGCUACUGCAGGAUGAACCCCGAGGCAAGGAUCUCCAAUCGCAGUUGGCUUUCUCUUCUUCUGUCAUCGAGCGAUUGAACAAACGUGUGGAGACCCUCGUCGAACAGAAGGAUAUCUUGACGCGCCAAAUCCAACAGCAACGAGAACUCAACAGCAAGUCCGAUGCUCAGCGUGAUGCCAAAAUCCACGAAUUGGUGGCAGAGCUGGAAGAGUCAAAACGCUCUCAAACAAUUGGCGAACAAGAAGCUCAGCAUUCGCGUGACCAAAUCAAUUUGCUCAUGGAGGAACUGGAUCUUGCGAAGCAACAAAGCGUUCUCUUGGAACAUGAACGAGGUGCUGAUGAGAGCAAAGCCGUUGAGCUUGAACGCACCGCCCGGAAAGAGACGGAAGAAAAGUUUCUGGCCGAGUUACAGGCCAAACAAGAGGAGCAUAGCCGGCUGCUGUCAGAGAUGCAGCAAACACGGAGGGACUUGGAAUCUCAGUCCAUGGAAGCAGCAAACCUUGCGACAAAUCACGCUCAGGCUCAGGCGGCGCACGAGGAAGUGACCAAUGAUCUCCGCAGGCAAAUGGAGGCACUGAGUGGUGCAAAGGCCCAAGCAGAAUCAGAACUCUCGAAACUCCGUAUGGAGAUGCAAGAGCUCGAAUCUGAAGUGGUCCGAGCGCAGACUGAGCUGACCGUGGUGAAAGCUGAACUUGAUGGCGCUUAUGGAACGCGGGCUCAGCGGGCGGCCGAUGUGUCCAUGAAUCCGGCCAUCCAGAAGGAAAUUGACGGCCUGAAUGUGCGAAACAACGAGCUUGAAAGUCAAGUGAACGCCCUGAGAAGGGAGCAUGAGGCGAAAGACGCAGUAAGUGCCGAGCUGCAGAACAAGGUCGCCGCUCUCCAGAGGGAGCUGAAAGAGACCAUUGAAGAGUACGAAGUCAUGACGAGGCAAAGCAUUGACGAUGAAAAAGAGCGGGAGCGGCUUGAAGAGAAGGUCGACGCAUUGCAACAGCACUGCGAAGCGCUCGAGUCACAACUGAACGAAGAGAAAGUUAAAGGGCUUGGUGCUAAGGUUUCGUCGCCCACUGAAACGACAUCUACAAUGGUUUUGAAGAACGAAUUCAAGAAAAUGAUGCGCGAGACUCGAGCAGAGAAUCUCAAAGUCCUCAAAGUAAGAUGA